Paramisgurnus dabryanus is the source of this 2642-nucleotide messenger RNA. RefSeq names its product heat shock protein 90, alpha (cytosolic), class A member 1, tandem duplicate 2 (gene hsp90aa1.2). Gene Ontology annotation, biological process: protein folding. The record is from RefSeq and is a predicted model, not a curated record. Gene Ontology annotation, molecular function: ATP binding; ATP-dependent protein folding chaperone; ATP hydrolysis activity. Lineage: Eukaryota; Metazoa; Chordata; Actinopteri; Cypriniformes; Cobitidae.
GGGUUUCUGGAAUGCGCGUUCUCGAACCCUCUGCGCAUGAACGUAUAUAAACCGCCACCGGCGCAACGAAACCUCAGUGACAGACAGUGAAGUGAGGAAAAUCUCGCAGCUUACCGGGACGAGCGAUUAUUCGCAUUCACUUUAACAAAAGCAUUCAAGAUGCCUGAAGCGCACGACCAACCAAUGGAGGAGGAGGCUGAGACCUUUGCCUUCCAGGCAGAGAUCGCCCAGCUGAUGUCUCUCAUCAUCAACACUUUUUACUCAAACAAAGAAAUCUUCCUCAGAGAGCUCAUCUCCAACUCAUCAGAUGCUUUGGACAAAAUCCGCUAUGAGAGUCUUACAGACCCAAGCAAGCUCGACUCAGGAAAAGACCUCAAAAUUGAAAUCAUUCCCAACAAACAAGACCGCACACUUACCAUUAUCGAUACUGGCAUCGGUAUGACCAAAGCUGACCUCAUCAAUAACCUGGGCACCAUUGCCAAAUCUGGCACAAAGGCUUUCAUGGAGGCCCUGCAGGCUGGGGCUGACAUCUCUAUGAUCGGUCAGUUUGGCGUGGGUUUCUAUUCUGCUUACCUGGUGGCCGAAAAAGUCACAGUUAUCACCAAACACAAUGAUGAUGAGCAGUACGCUUGGGAGUCAUCUGCAGGCGGUUCCUUCACGGUUAAAGUAGACACCUCUGAGCCAAUUGGUCGUGGGACAAGAGUGAUUCUUCAUUUGAAAGAGGAUCAGACAGAAUACAUUGAAGAGAGGCGAAUCAAGGAGAUUGUAAAGAAGCACUCGCAGUUUAUUGGUUAUCCCAUUACACUCUUUGUGGAGAAGGAGCGUGACAAGGAAAUAAGUGAUGAUGAGGCUGAAGAGGAGAAAGAAAAGGAAAAAGAGGGAGAGGAGGGAGAGAAAGACGAAGACAAGCCCGAAAUCGAGGAUGUGGGCUCGGACGACGAGGACCACGAUGACAAGAGCUCUGACAAGAAGAAGAAAAAGAAGAAGAUCAAGGAGAAGUACAUCGACCAGGAAGAGCUCAACAAGACCAAACCUCUGUGGACCCGCAACCCCGAUGACAUCACCAACGAGGAGUACGGCGAGUUCUACAAGAGCCUGACCAAUGACUGGGAAGAUCACCUGGCUGUCAAGCACUUUUCUGUAGAAGGUCAGCUGGAGUUUCGCGCUUUGCUGUUCGUUCCUCGCAGAGCUCCUUUCGAUCUCUUUGAAAACAAGAAAAAGAAGAAUAACAUCAAGCUGUAUGUUCGCAGAGUUUUUAUCAUGGACAACUGUGAUGAGCUCAUCCCCGAGUACCUCAACUUUAUUAAGGGAGUGGUGGACUCUGAAGAUCUUCCUCUGAACAUCUCCAGAGAGAUGCUUCAGCAGAGCAAGAUCCUGAAAGUGAUCCGCAAGAACCUGGUCAAGAAGUGUCUUGAGCUCUUCACCGAACUCGCUGAGGACAAAGACAACUACAAGAAAUACUACGAACAGUUCUCCAAGAACAUCAAGCUUGGGAUCCAUGAAGACUCUCAGAACAGGAAGAAAUUGUCUGAAUUGCUACGUUAUUACACAUCUGCUUCUGGAGACGAGAUGGUGUCCCUCAAGGAUUACUUAACCCGCAUGAAGGACACACAAAAGCACAUCUACUACAUCACAGGUGAGACCAAAGAUCAAGUGGCCAACUCUGCAUUUGUGGAGCGUCUGCGCAAAGCCGGUCUUGAGGUGAUCUAUAUGAUCGAGCCCAUUGAUGAGUACUGUGUGCAGCAGCUGAAAGAAUUCGAAGGCAAGAAUCUGGUGUCGGUGACCAAGGAGGGUCUGGAGCUGCCUGAGGAUGAGGAGGAAAAGAAGAAGCAGGAAGAGAAGAAAGCCCAGUUUGAAAACCUGUGCAAGAUCAUGAAGGACAUCUUGGAAAAGAAAGUUGAGAAGGUCACUGUUUCGAACCGUCUGGUGUCUUCACCCUGUUGCAUCGUCACGAGCACAUACGGCUGGACGGCCAACAUGGAGAGGAUCAUGAAGGCUCAAGCCCUGAGGGACAACUCCACCAUGGGUUACAUGGCUGCCAAGAAGCACCUUGAGAUUAAUCCAGAUCACCCCAUCAUCGAGACACUAAGACAAAAAGCCGAGGCAGACAAGAAUGACAAGUCUGUCAAAGAUUUAGUGAUCCUGCUGUUUGAGACUGCACUGCUUUCUUCUGGCUUCACGCUAGACGACCCACAGACGCACUCCAACCGAAUCUACAGGAUGAUCAAACUUGGUUUAGGCAUCGAUGAAGAUGACGUGACCACAGAAGAGCCCAGUUCAGCUCCAAUUGAAGACAUGCCACCAUUAGAAGGAGACGACGACACAUCUCGAAUGGAGGAGGUCGACUGAGAUGGCAACAUUAAUGCUUGCUAGUUCAUGUUUGUAGCUAUGUAAAAAGUAUAUGUUUAAAUUACAGAUUAUUCCUGAAUGUUCCUUAUGUUCUGAUUUUCAAAUGCAUUCCUUUUGUUGGUGAAGCUUUGAAGAGUACGCACCUCUGUUUUUGUAUUCAUUUUGAGUCGUUUUUGUAUUUAUGAACAUUCCAAUGUUUAGUGUUAAGGACUCAGUUUGUAAAGCAUGACACUGAUACUGUAUUAAUGACAUGGUGGGAUUCUGAUAUAAAUAAAACUCAGAAUAUCAUUUAA